AUGAGCCGAUAUGAUAGACAAUGUGAUUUCAAGCUGGAGUCCCUACAGUACGAGUACCCCGCGGUCGUGGGGGAGGAACCCCAAGAAAUUGCAGCAUCCAAAGACUUCAACGUCCAAGGAAAGAUUCAGCUCAGUUUUGCUGUAGCCACCAUGGCAUCUGCGAAAGGAGAGACUACCCAUCAAGCUCCCGGACGCACUCGAGCAUCCGUCGCCUGCACGGGUUGCCGACAAAAGCGGAUCAAGUGCGUUACAACAGCGGGCAACAAAGUGUGCAACUACUGUCAAGACAAUGGACUGGAAUGUGUCUUCAAAAACGAUGAUGAGCGAAAAAGGCCAAGAUCAAGGGUUUUCAUCCGCACCCUCCUCGAGCAUAUGGAGCUCCUGGAAAAAUACUUGAAGGAGAUUGACGGCGACGUACUCCCACAGCCUCGGUUCCCCGGUCCCCAACCUCAACCUCGUCAACUGAUGCAGCCACAGCAAGCACAGCUACAGCCCCAGAGCACGCAACCAGUGGAGGAAGCAGCUCAACAGGUUUUCAGAUCUAUGCCUGAGAAGAGUCCAGACUACAGCUUCGAUGUGGCACAAUUGACGUCUCAGGAUUAUGGUCUUGUUGAAGAAGCUCCGCUUGAGAACGAGUUACAGAGACACAUGUCAGCUUCAAACAAUACCUGCGCGAGCGAUGCGGUUGCUCCACCUCCAGUAUUCGACAGUCGUGUCGAAACUCUUCGCACAACAGCCGACGAAAUGCAUUCACUUUUGUUCGACGUACCGCCACUGACAUAUGAUUCUGCCACGGGCCAGCUGCGCCAUUGGACUCCCACUACGAGCUAUCAACUUUACGCAGACCAACUUACUGGCUUCCAACGAAUACCUCAAGGCUCAUGGCACCUGAGACAACGACUACACCACAUGAUCAACGAGCUCGAUCUAAAAACCCACGACCAUCUAAUGUCCUGUUUCUGGACUUACUACAACAGUACCAUGCAACUGGUCGACCAGACCGCUUUCGAACGGGACAAGGAUAGUGACAAACUUCAUUAUUCAGGGUUCUUGCACAUCUGUUGCCUCGCGAUAGGCUUCAGGUUUGCUGAUAAAUCCCGACCAGACAUCAAAGCACUAGACCGGGGCGAUAGACACAGUUCGUUGCAGAUUAAUGCCAGGCAUUUUGUCGAGACGGAGCUCGAGAACUUGCGGGGCUUGACCACGAUACAAGGACUGCUCAUCCUGGGCGACCUUGAAUACGCAGUCGGCAGGGACCGGCAAGGUUGGAUGUAUGCCAGCCUUGCUUGUCGCUUCGCCUUCGAAUUAGGCUUGACGAUGGAUCAUACAAAGUCAAAUUUGCCGCGCUCAGAAAUUGAACUACGAUACCGUCUCUUACGGGCAUGCGUGUUCUACGACAGGAUCUGGGCAAUAUUCUCGGGACAUCCUACUGUAAUCAGGACUUCCCACCUGGCUUUGACUGGCCUACAUCCUGUGUAUUCUCCGAGACCCGGAUCCGCCCCCGGAAGCCCAGAGCAGACGCUCGAAAGUUCAGCAGACACAGCAGCAUGGGAUGCUCUCCUGAGGCUGAUGGAAUUGGCAGUCAAAGUGGUCGGUCAUGUCGCUCAGGUGGUGACCACAGCAACUCGCGACCAGGAUGCCGCCAAGCUUAUGGCAGCUGCUUCACUGCACAGCGAACUCAAUACCUGGCAGAGGCAGCUCCCUCCUCCUCUGAGGUGGAACACUGAGAAUUUCUCGACCUCUUCGGGCAUUUUCUUCUUCAUGCACCAGCUGUUUCACAGCACGGUCAUCCACUUGCACUGCUCCUUCGUUUCCACCACCAAAUCUCAAGUAUACCAGGGCUUGAUGGGCGUCUCCCAAGUCGGACCCACCUUACAUUUCGAGGCAUUGUCACAAAGAAUCUGCUUGGAAAAUGCCGUCAGCAUCGUCCAAAUCAUGGACGAGUGCUGCAAGAAGCUUGGAGUGCGCUCAGCCAGUGUAUUCAUCCCCCAGUCGACGUGUGUCGCGUUGACCACCCUCCUCGCGAAUCUGUCCGAUCAUGAGAGCACUUCAGGCGCGGCUGAGAUACUCCGGCAUGUUCGAACACUAAUGAGCAUGCUCAAGAGCAUGGCCGAGUACUAUCGAGUAGCGGAGGACAUCUGCACUGUUGCGAAUCAUCUUCUACCGCCCGGGGUCGAUAACUUGGCAGAGUCCCUCGCUGGCACCGAAGCCUUCCAAGGCAUACCGUCGGCAUCUUCUCUGGGAUCUCACCCUUCAAGAAAGUCGGGCUCAGGGGCAGACCACGAAAGGCCCACAUUUGCAGUAUAA
This is a messenger RNA of Fonsecaea multimorphosa CBS 102226, 2307 nucleotides long. RefSeq lists its product as uncharacterized. Gene Ontology annotation, molecular function: zinc ion binding; DNA binding; DNA-binding transcription factor activity, RNA polymerase II-specific. Lineage: Eukaryota; Fungi; Ascomycota; Eurotiomycetes; Chaetothyriales; Herpotrichiellaceae. Gene Ontology annotation, biological process: DNA-templated transcription; regulation of DNA-templated transcription. The record is from RefSeq and is a predicted model, not a curated record. Bases 1 to 2307 code for a protein of 768 amino acids. The transcript is spliced from 6 exons.